UGCCCAUCAAUGCCAGCUGUCAGUGCUCAUCAAUGCCACCUGCCAGUGCCCAUCAGUGCCACCUAUCAGUGCCAGUCAGUGCCACCUACCAAUGCCAGUCAGUGUCACCUAUCAGUGCUGCCAAUCAGUGCCACCUAUCAGUGCCAGUCAGAGUCGCCUAUCAGUGCCAGUCAGAGUUGCCUAUCAGUGCCAACUAUCAGUGCCACCUAUCAGUGCCAUAUAUGAGUUCUGUCUUUCAGUGCCCAUCAGUGCAC
Messenger RNA from Staurois parvus, 254 nucleotides. The record is from the annotation of a GenBank genome assembly. NCBI's taxonomy places the organism in Eukaryota, Metazoa, Chordata, Amphibia, Anura, Ranidae.